This is a messenger RNA of Medioppia subpectinata, 3002 nucleotides long. The record is from the annotation of a GenBank genome assembly. Lineage: Eukaryota; Metazoa; Arthropoda; Arachnida; Sarcoptiformes; Oppiidae.
UGAGAUUUUAAUUUUGAUUAAAAAGUUUUAAAGCAAUCAAUGAUUAAAUAUUUGCAUUGAAUUAGUAUUUGAAUUAACAAUUGAUUUACAAUUAAAUGUCAUUUGUUUUGACAAUCACUUGAUGUGAAGAAUAUUGUGGUUAUGAGUGAAUGAUUGAUGAAGUGAUGACACAUUCCUCCCACUAUUGGAUCCGUUAAAGAGAUAACACAUGCAAACGAUGGCAUUGUUUACCUCCGAUUGGAAUCCUUUGGGAAAAGAUAUUUAUUACCGAAAGUUUGAAUUGAAUUCAAUGUUUUGGACCAAUGAUGUCGACCUCAAGGACUUCAUCAUCACUUCGGCCCCAUUUGGCGGUCCAAUUGCUUUGAUUGAGAGGAAGAACUGGAGCCGAUUGGGCACUAAUGGCAACACUAGUCUAAAACCAAAUCAAUUUAAUAUAUUUAUCUUCUCGUCGUUGGGAUCAAUCAUAUCGACCAUCAAAUGGAAGGGCAAUGAGUUGUCACUGAUUUCGUGGUCCAAUCGCGAAGACCUGCUUUGCAUACAAGACGACGGAAUUGUCUCCGUUUACGACAUUUACGCCAAUUUGCAAAACACAUUCACUUUGGAUCAGGAAAUACGCGACACUAAAGUCUUGGAGUGCAAGACAUUUAACGGCAUUCACGGCACGGGUAUUGCAGUCCUAACCACUUCUCAUCGGUUUUUCAUAUUGAAUAAUAUAAGCGAUCCUAAAAUCAGACGAUUAGCCGAAGUUCCCGGUCUCACAAAGAGUCCUCAGUGUUGGACAAUAGUUGCCUCCAAUAGCGAGACAAUCGUUUUGGUGGCCAAAGACAACGAGUUGUAUUCACUGAAUGCUAACGCCCAGAGCUGCCAACUGAUCACUCCAGCGAUUAGCGCGCCGUUCACUGCCAUCACAGAAAUGAGUGUUUCAUACGAUUCCAGUCAUAUAUCUCUACUGACAGACAGCGGGUCUCUAUGGAUGGGCCGCGCGGACAAUGAUUUAACGCAUAAAUACUGCGAGUUUGACACUAAGGCCAAAGCGCGACCGCAACAGCUUCUGUGGUGCGGCAACUCAGCGGUCGUCGGUCUCUGGAAAAACAUUUUGCUAGUCGUGGGACCGGACAAGGAUUGGCUCAACUAUGUUGUCGACCAACCCGUCCAUAUGGUCGAAGAGAUAGACGGCAUUCGCAUCAUCGGUAACUAUAUGCAGGAAUUCUUACACAAAGUGUCACCCGUUGUGGUCGACAUAUUUGGCAUCGGAUCCAUAGCUCCGGGCGCUCUACUCUUGGAGGCGAACAAAGAGUUUCAGCGCCACAGCCAUAGAGCCGAUGAAUACAUUCGUAUGAUUCAGGAGCGCAAAGAAAUGGAGACAUCUGUUCAGCAGUGCAUCAGAGCUGCCGGACAUGAGUAUGGGAUCAGCACUCAGAAGAUGCUGAUGAGAGCCGCCUCUUUCGGCAAGUGUUUCGUCCCUCACAUGGAAUCCAAACCUUUUGUCCAAAUGUGUCAAACAUUGCGUAUUUUGAACGCUAUAAGACACCACUCGAUCGGAAUCCCUUUGAGUUGGAAUCAGUUGGAAGUGUUGACAGUGGAAGUACUGAUCGAUCGUCUCAUACUUCGGCGUCACUUUUGUUUAGCCCUUCGAAUCGCGUCGUACCUGAAGAUGAGUGAAGAGAAGGGCGCGGCCCGAGUGCUCGGGAACUGGGCUUUGCUUAAAGUGAAACAACGAGUUUCGGACGACGAGCGCACAGCACGUGAUAUCUUCAAUAAGUUGGGCUACAGUUCUGGUGUCCCGUAUUCAGAGAUUGCCGACAAAGCUAUAGACAACGGGCGAACACAACUGGCCAUUAAGCUGUUAGAUCACGAGCUGCGGUCGAGCCAACAGGUGCCGCUCCUUCUUAAGCUCAAACAACACCGACUGGCGCUUCAAAGGGCUAUAGAGAGCGGCGACACAAACCUCGUCCAUACGAGACUAUCCGAUCGCGUAUUCUCUCUACCACAAAGGGCUAUAGAGAGCGGCGACACAAACCUCGUCCAUACGGUUAUCAUACGAUUGCGCGAAGCAUUGUCUGCCGGAGAGUUCCUAAUGACUAUCAGAGACUAUCCGAUCGCGUAUUCUCUCUACCAAAAGUAUUGCAGAGAAGAAGAGACCGAAAAGUUAACAGACCUUUACUAUCAAGAAGACGACUUCGCCUCUGAGGCCAACUCGUGGCUCAGCCGUAGUCUCACGUCUAAUAAUGUGACACAAAAACAGAGUUAUUUACAGUCAGCCUAUGAUUCGUUCAAAAAGUCCAGAAAUGAAUUCAAUGCCUCAAUGAUUGACGAAAACAUUCGUCUAAAUAAAUAUCAAAUCAAAUUAGAGGAGAAAUUUCAUCGCAAAUAUCUCAGCCUUUCUUUGCAUCAAACUAUGAAACAACUGAUUAUUGAUAAGGAAUACAAACUCAGCGAAGAACUGAAGAAGGAGUUCAAAGUAGGAGAUCGUAGGUAUUGGUGGCUAAAGAUGACUAUUUUGGCCGAAACCGCGGAAUUCCUCGAAUUGGAAAAGUUUAGUAAAAUUAAGAAAUCGCCGAUUGGUUACGAACCAUUUGUGGACAUAUGUCUCGAACACCGCAAUCGAUACGAAGCGCAGAAAUAUUUACUCAAAAUAAACGAAGAAAAUAAAAUCAAAUAUUAUGUCAAAUGCGGCCUUUUAGAAGACGCGGCGAAGUUUGCAUUCGAGGCCAAAGACGUGGAAGCGCUGGACUACGUGUCGAGCAGAUGCGGGCCAACCAAUCGAUUACUGGCCGACAAAAUCACAACAAUGAAGAAUCAACUCCGGCUCAAGUGAUCGCAGAGAGUAUUUAUCAACAAAAAACAAAAGCUAUUUAUUUUGAAUAAAUGUUUAUUUUUAAUAAUUAAAAGAUAUAAUUAAAAACUUAAAUUACAUAAAACCAUAUAAUUUUUGAACUCAGAAUGAAUUGCUUUUGCAUUGAAUACAAGAGAGUAUAUGACUUAGAGUUUAAAUUAUUAAU